AUGUCGUACGUCUGGGGAGAGAAGAAACUACAUCCGGACAAGGUCGUGAUCAACGGACGCACCUGUCAGGUUCUGGAGAGCAUACAUCCCAUUUUGAUUCUUAUUUCCGACGAACCGGGCGUGAAGAAGGACGUGUGGUUCUGGAUCGACUAUCUGUGUAUCAACCAAGAUGAUGAUCUCGAACGGGCUGCACAGGUGGCGCUUAUGGGGACACUGUAUCAACGGGCGUUCAGAACCUUGGUUUGGUUUUGCGAGGCUACGCCCGACGUGCGCGGCGCAGUAGAUUUGUUGAAAAUCUUUGCAUCGGAUUCUUCAAAGAGCAGGGACCAAACAAUUUGGGCUAGCCAUGACCUCGUUUCUCCUGAAAAGUGGCAGGCCCUGCGGCACUGGAUGAGGAGACCCUGGGACCGCGUCUAUGCCGACCUCGGUAUUUGCAACGACACCGACCGUGCUAUCGUCGGAACACCAGACUACACUCUCUCAGUGAAGGAGCUGUACAUCCGACUGGCGAUGCUGGACGGAUGCUGCUUCUCGGCCCGUGCCCUCUGUGGUAAGCGAGCCGAGCCGACCUCUUUGGCCCAGCACUUCCACCACCUCAGGACGGUGUGA
This is a messenger RNA of Diaporthe citri, 609 nucleotides long. RefSeq lists its product as uncharacterized. Bases 1 to 609 code for a protein of 202 amino acids. NCBI's taxonomy places the organism in Eukaryota, Fungi, Ascomycota, Sordariomycetes, Diaporthales, Diaporthaceae. The record is from RefSeq and is a predicted model, not a curated record. The transcript has 2 exons.